This is a messenger RNA of Linum trigynum, 1208 nucleotides long. The record is from the annotation of a GenBank genome assembly. NCBI's taxonomy places the organism in Eukaryota, Viridiplantae, Streptophyta, Magnoliopsida, Malpighiales, Linaceae.
CACAGCUGAAACAAUCUCUGCUUCAGGAAUACAAUGGCAGCACAAACACAGAAUGAUUCAACUAAAACAAUGGAUAUGAAAACUCUAGAUCCAAAAAUAGAAAACCCAUAAAUCUCUCUUGCAACCACAUCAACCAAAGUAGCACCGAACACAAUCAGCUUGUUCGAUUCGACCGAAACCAUGAUUAUUGAACACAACAAAGCCAUAAGCCGCCUCCUGGGAGAUGCUCAAAGACGUCUCAGCACAGUGAAUCGCAGAUGUGAGAUUACAUGGCGGUGGUUAAGGUUGAGAAUCGAAAUGCUCCGAGCUGAAGAGGCAGGGAGAACCGAGGUACUGGUCUUGGUCAAGACGAGAGCCAACGAACGCAACCUCCACAAACCAAGAGAUGCCACCACGGCCAACAGGAUUAGACACCGUCCUCCUCUCACUCACAACGACCAAGAGGCAGACCACACAACAGGGGAAUCCAAGGGGGAACCGGUGAAUGGAUUCACCAUGCAGCACAAAGAAUCCACCAUCUUGAGAGGUGACCACCAUAGGAAUUGAAGGAGUCGCACAAGAUGCAUAACCCAGCCCCAAGGAGAGCAAACCCAGGAAGAAGAACCCUAGAAAAGGGACUGGAAAAGCCACAAAGGCAGGAAAAACUAAACAGCUGGAAAUCCGAAAACGCAAACAAACAAAGGUAAAGGAGCUGGAAAGUAAGAACAAAAACAGAAAGGGUUCCUUGGGCUACCGCCAGUAAGGUGAGCGGCGGUAGCCCCUGAAAUAUGAAAAGGAAAUGCUAAGUUAGAGAGAGGAUGGAGGAAAAUUUGAAAGAGGAAAGUAAGAGAGAGAUAGGCCCUUCACUUCCCGCUUUUACUUGUGUCAAUGUCGAUUAAUUGCGACACUAAUAAGCCGGUUUAUUAGCAAAACUGGCCUAUUGAUUGCUCAAGUCUUCGAUGGCUUUAGGCCUGUGGGUAGGAUGGCAAUUUGAAUCAGUCUAUCGGGUAUUAUCCGACCUUAUUUGAGUUGGAGUGGAUAUUAUUUCCAAUGUUGUCAAAACCGAGUCGGAGUAUGACCCGGUAACGUGGCAAUCAAGGUCGUAUCAACUCGGGUCCCGGUACCCUAACCUACUUCCACAUUUAUUAACUAGACAUUCGGUUUAAGGGGGUUUGUGGUGGAGGAUUCAACUGAAAAACUAGUAGAGAGAAUAAACAAGGAUAAAACAU